Messenger RNA from Melanotaenia boesemani (Boeseman's rainbowfish), 2159 nucleotides. It is a transcript of the gene pard6gb, whose product is annotated as par-6 family cell polarity regulator gamma b. NCBI's taxonomy places the organism in Eukaryota, Metazoa, Chordata, Actinopteri, Atheriniformes, Melanotaeniidae. The record is from RefSeq and is a predicted model, not a curated record. The transcript has 3 exons. Gene Ontology annotation, molecular function: protein kinase C binding. Gene Ontology annotation, biological process: establishment or maintenance of cell polarity; regulation of cellular localization; centrosome cycle. The coding region runs from base 276 to 1646 and encodes 456 amino acids. Gene Ontology annotation, cellular component: apical plasma membrane; cell cortex; nucleus.
UCAAAACUUAUUCCACACUCCCUAGUCAACGCGGCGAGUUGCUCACCACCUAUUCUCUAGUGAAGUCCUCCCUCAUGUCUGACGGAGCAUAUUAAAACUGUAGUUUCAGGCGGAGAAGAGGAAAAUAAUCGGAGACCAAGACAAACUUCUGUGGAAGAAGCGAAGCAAAAGGAUUCAUCAGAAGAAACCCGAGGACUGGAGCCCCUCUUUCUGCGGGCGAAGGCGGUUGAAGUUUUUCUCUCCCUCCUUCAAUUCUUCUAAACUUCAACCACAACAUGAAUCGAAGCUUUAAUAAGUCGCAACCUCUGCGAAACGCUGAUUGUAACGCUGUAGAAGUGAAAAGCAAGUAUGGGGCAGAGUUCCGUAGGUUCUCGGUGGACCGGAUCAAACCUGGCAAGUUUGAGGAGUUCCACAAGCUCCUCUUGCACGUUCACCGGAUUGCCAAUAUGGAGGUGAUGAUUGGCUACGCUGAUGUCCAUGGUGACCUGCUGCCAAUAAACAAUGAUGACAACUUUUGCAAAGCGGUGUCAACGGCUCAUCCACUACUCAGGAUAUUCAUACAGAGACAGGAAGAGGUCGACUACACCACCUUUGGUACCAACACAAUAACUCGUAAGAAAAAGGCAGUUGUGACGCUGCGCAACAACGAGAUUAGCCGCAAGCGUCCUCACAUCCGCAUCGGCAUGCCACAGGACUUCAGGCCUGUUUCCUCCAUCAUCGAUGUGGACAUCCUACCUGAAUCUCACCGCCGUGUCCGACUGUAUCGUCACGGUUCAGACAAGCCCCUGGGCUUUUACAUUCGAGAUGGAACCAGUGUCCGCGUGACGCCACACGGCCUGGAAAAAGUCCCGGGUAUCUUCAUAUCUCGGUUGGUGCCUGGAGGGCUGGCGGAGAGCACGGGGCUGCUUGCGGUCAAUGAUGAGGUGUUGGAGGUUAAUGGCAUUGAAGUGACGGGAAAGUCAUUAGAUCAGGUAACAGAUAUGAUGAUCGCUAACAGCCACAACCUGAUUGUGACGGUCAAGCCGGUGAACCAGCGCAACAAUGUGGUACGCAGCAGCAGAAUCUCUGGCAGCUCAGGCCAGUCCUCUGAUAGCAGCGGUUCAACAGGUUUCCCAAGUUUGUCGAUGGCCUCAGCACGAGAGACAUCCGCUGGAGCACAUGGUUACCAAGACGACCUGGAGAGUGAUGAGGAUGCAGAUAUUGUCAUUGAGAGCAGCCUCAAGCGGCCUUCUCAGCGGUCCAAUGCCUCUCUGGCGUCUAACGUGUCUCGCACUCACCAGCCAACUCCGACAACAACGUCAGCCUUGGUGGCUCCUCCAAGCCCCCCUACACGUCCAUCAUCAGUGGUCUCCACCACUUCCUUUCACUCUCAGACAAGUCUCAACGGAGGGUCCCAUCACCACCACCAACACAGCAGCCUGAGCUACCAGCUUCACAGAGACCUGAAUCUGAAGCACAACCAGCAACAACAGUCCCAGCACACUCACCUCCACCCGCAGCCUCUGCACCACAGCAGCAACCCAGCUCUCCGCCACAGCAACGGCAGCCUGCACAAAAUUCUCAGCUCUCUGAAAACAGACCCACGACACAGUCUCGCACUUCCCAAGGGAGGGGUGGAGGAGGAUGGCACCGUCAUUACCCUAUAAUACGUAGAGACAUAAACAUCCAAGCUGCUCAGAGACUAAACUGGAACAUCAGGCCAGAUGAAAAUGAGCACGUGUGGGUUUUGUAAGAUACUAAUUGUGUAACUUCUGUUGGUUUUUACAAGAUGAUUGAUAAUAGGAAGUUUCCAAAAAGGACACUGCAUGUAUAUUUCUUGGAUUUUUAAAAGUCCUUUGUUUUACAGGAGAUUUGUACUUAAUAAGCGUCAGAAUAUUUUCUUUUCUUUUUUGUUAAGGCAAGUCCACUGUAGCCUAGAGUUCUGAAUGUGCCUAUAGCCUGGUAUUGUUUCUUAGUGACCACUUAUUAAAAAUCAUUGUUUUUAUUAAUGGGACCAACUUGGGGUUGUUCAUGGAUUUUUCUUUUUUAAAAGAGUAAAUCUAUAUUUCUUAUAUUCUGAUAAAUGCUGUCUAGAGUUUGUUUUUAAUAGGUCUUUAUGCAUUGUUGAUUGUGAUCAAAUCUUUGUAUAUGUUUCAAUAAAUUAUUAUGUCUCACAUUUA